UAAGGAACUAGACGCUGUCAAUGUCAAAAGCCACCCGCGCCGUGGUUGUGCACCGCAUAUAUACUGUAGUUGUAGUGUUUGAGUACUGCUACAUCUUGGAUAUUUCAGAAUUCAUCCAAAAGCACCUCACACCGUGUGACUCACAACCUGUUACUAUAGAUCCAUCCUCCAGGCACAAUGAAUACUUUGCACAAUCCAAAAAUGGUCAACUUGUACAGGACAGCGGGCAACAGUGUGAUGAAAAUUCUUUCUAGUAAUGCAGCCGUUCCAAGUGUGGGACCUGUCAGGUUAUGCAAUUCUGGCAUGGGCCCCUCCAACAGUAAUCGAGGAUUCACUAAGAAAAGGGGAUAUGACAUUACCAGAAAUCCACAUCUCAAUAAGGGCAUGGCUUUUACGUUACAAGAACGCCUGCAACUAGGGAUACAUGGAUUGCUUCCACCUUGCUUUUUGACACAGGAUGUGCAGGUUCUACGUGUAAUGAAGAGUUAUGAGACCAGAUCCAACGAUUUAGAUAAAUACAUUCUUCUAAUGACCCUUCAGGACAGGAAUGAAAAAUUGUUCUACCGUGUCCUUACCUCAGAUAUUGAGGAAUUUAUGCCAAUUGUUUACACACCGACUGUAGGGUUAGCCUGUCAGCAGUAUGGACUGGCAUUCCGAAGACCCAGAGGUCUCUUCAUUACUAUUCAUGAUAAAGGUCAUAUAGCUACAAUGCUGAAUUCAUGGCCAGAGGAUGACAUCAAGGCCAUCGUUGUGACUGAUGGAGAACGUAUUUUGGGCUUGGGAGACCUUGGGAGCUAUGGCAUGGGAAUUCCUGUUGGAAAGUUGGCUCUCUACACAGCAUGUGGAGGGGUCAAUCCCCAGCAGUGUCUUCCUGUAUUGUUAGAUGUCGGUACAGACAAUCAGACACUGUUAAAUGAUCCAUUAUAUAUUGGACUGAAACACAAGAGAGUACGAGGAAAAGAGUAUGAUGAACUGGUGGAUGAAUUUAUGCAAGCAGUAACAGAUAAAUAUGGAAUGAACUGUCUUAUCCAGUUUGAAGAUUUUGCCAAUGCUAAUGCCUUCCGUAUUCUUAAUAAGUACCGCAACAAGUAUUGCACCUUCAAUGAUGAUAUUCAAGGGACCGCAUCUGUAGCAGUUGCUGGUAUACUCGCUGCUUUAAGAAUCACAAAGAACAAACUUUCAGACCACAAGUUUGUCUUUCAAGGAGCCGGUGAGGCAGCAAUGGGAAUAGCUCAUCUAAUCAUUAUGGCCUUGGAGAAGGAAGGCAUUCCACACAGUGAGGCCAUCAAACGAAUCUGGAUGGUUGACUCGAAAGGACUUAUUGUGAAGGGCCGGGGUAAUUUGAACCACGAGAAGGAGCAGUUUGCCCAUGAGCAUCCUCAGGUGAAGACGUUGGAGGAGGCUGUAAACAUCAUAAAACCCUCUGCAAUCAUCGGAGUAGCUGCUGUCAGUGGGGCAUUCACAGAGAAGAUCAUCAAGGAUAUGGCGUCCUUUAAUGAGCGGCCCAUUAUAUUUGCAUUGAGUAACCCAACCAGCAAAUCUGAGUGCACAGCAGAGCAGUGUUACCGGCUGACCGAGGGCCGUGGUAUCUUUGCUAGUGGGAGUCCAUUCAGUAAAGUGACCCUGGCAGAUGGACACACCUUCCACCCAGGUCAGGGAAACAAUGCCUAUGUCUUCCCAGGAGUCGCACUGGGGGUCAUUGCCUGUGGAGUCAGACACAUCUCCGAUGAAAUCUUCCUCACGACAGCUGAGAUUCUUGCCGCAGAAGUAACAGAGCAGCACUUGGCUGAAGGACGACUCUACCCUCCACUUAACACCAUCAGAGAUAUAUCUUUUAAAAUCGCUGUAAAGAUUGUCGACUACGCCUACAACAGAGGAAUUGCUUCCUGGUAUCCUGAGCCUAAAGACAAGGAGGCCUUUGUCCGCUCGCUUGUCUACAGUCCCGACUACGACUCUUUUACUCUGGAUAUGUACAACUGGCCAAAACAAGCCAUGGAAGUUCAAGAUGUUUAGUUGUGUGUAAUCCCUACAGUGUGGCUUCCAUCUCUAUUUACAGCUUUGAUUAUAAACUUUGCUUGAUCUAGAAGAAAAUUGAAUAGAUUUUGGUUUUAAAUUGCUGACAUGUCAUGUAUAACAUGCUUAUUUUAGGAUUGUUUAGUUCUUUCCUUAUGUUAUUUUAUUUUUAUUCCAAUUAGACAUUUUUGUACCUAUUUAUUCUGAUUUUUGAAAUUCUGCAUUCUGUUGUUUUAUAGGCAAAACUAAAGCACUUUUUGCUUGUUAAGAGAAGGAUUAUCGUAUGUACUUUGGAGCUGCAAAAGAGAUCCACAUCACCAAGGUGUCCCAAGAAUUCAGAAAGAUGUUCUAACUGCUGUUGAUUGACAAAAAUUAAAGAGAGGGAAUGACUGAGAUAAAUAUGGUGUUAAACGACUCCGCCAACCCACGGGGAAAUCAAACAGUCAGCUUGUCAGAGCCCGAGCACCUUGGACAUGAUGUGUUUUUCUACGCCCUCCUAAUGCGCACAUAUCUUUAUAUAACGCUAAUUGCCAAACGUUUGCUGCCAUUUAUUUUAGAAAUAUUUAAAUUCCUUUCAUUAUCAUUGAUUUUUGGUUGUUUUUUAGUAAGAAACAGGCUUGCAGGACAUUCAUUUAUAGAAAGUUCCAAAAGCACUGUGAAGAAUGUCAUACAAUGCUUGGGAACACGAGUAAAUUCAAAAGAAUGAAGUCGCUGUGUAUAUAAGGGAAUAAUAAUAUAUAAAGUAAAAAAUAAAUAGUUUACAUGUGUAUAGGUUUUACAACGGGAAAGAAAACAAAAAUGAAACGUACACACUCAGCUCGUGUGGCCCAGCAUUAGAGACUGACUGACUGACUAACUCCACGUCACAUUAAAAUAGAUUGGCAGCAGUUUUAGGCUACUUGAUCACGUACCGUCCUUUCCAUUUUUAAAUGUUGUUUUGGUCUAACGUUUUUAAGCAAUAAAUCCAAGAAAGAGAAGGAAAAGCUGUGUCAUUACCUGCCUUUCUAUGUAUCUGCUGCUCUUACAGAGGUGACAUGUACAAGUGAAACACACAGUAGGGAUUUGGUUUUAUUAUCAAGUGAGAAUGCUGACCUAUGCUUGGCAUGGCUAUAAUCAAAGGAGGCGUUUCAUAAAAAAUAUAAGGCACGUCUCUCUUCUCUCCAAAAUCUCAGGGAUCUUUCCACAUAUGCCUCGUUUCACACACGUCCGAUUGAGGUUCAUGUUAAAUUAGAAAUAGCAUUAGAGGACGUCACAUUAAACGACUUCUACUCAGAGGGGAUGUCUAACUUGAUGACUGUAGUUACUGAUCUCAUUGCCUUUUGAUGUCAUAUUGCGCUACUAGAAAUCGUAGGGCACGACUCUGUGACGGCUUCCCAGCACAGUUUCACUUUUCUGGAAUAUCACAAGCGCUCCAGUGAUGUGCUGCCUGUCAGAGCAAGUGCUUUGCAGGUACAGCGAACUCAGCCAUAAUCCCAGCACUUUUUCUAUUUGUCAUGGUACAUAAAAGACAAGAUGUUAGGCAGAUGAGGCUUUCUUCUGUUUGUGAGACUCCCAAAACCCCUGCGUUCCUUAUUCUUCAUCGCUGCACUGUAUGCAUUACGCUUACAGGCGAGUGCUCAUUGGUUAUCGGCUCUCAUGCACUCAGAGGCUGCCCCUGUCAUUUAAAACAUCAAAAAUGCUUGAUUUUGCUGGAGUGACUUGUGAAUUAGUAUGACUGAAUUGCUGGUUACGUCACCAGCUCACUUUAGAGUAAUUUGUAACGGAAAAUCGCAGGCAAAGUGGUGUCAUGUGGCAGGCUUUAGUGCUACAAAGUGGUCAGUAUGAGUUGUGAAGAAAAGUGAUUACAGUGUUAAAGAAAGAAAGAAAGAUCUUUAAGGGGUUUUGGUUUCAAUCUGUUUAUUGACACAAAUGAAUAAAGCAGACAUCAAAAUGCUUUGCAACUUGUCACUGGCACGCAGAUUUAUUAGAGUGUCAAGUGAACUUGCCGAUUUUCUAUAUGUUUAACCUAAUUUGUAUUUUUACACAGUACAGUAGUUUGUAGUAGUUUGUAGUUUGCAAUGUUGUUGCACUCCAAGACAGAGCUCAGUGAAGAGCGCUAUAUAAAUGUAAGUGGAAUUAAACUGAACUGAAAAACCCAGUAAGGAAAUAAGGUGAGCAAAUCUGAGACACGUGAAAAUGUUUUUUUGCUUGCCCUUUUGGUGUCUUACUUUAUUUUGUUGUGUUUUAGAUGAGAAGUGUAACUUGUGUUUGUUGUAUUUAAGUGUAGCACAUGUUUUAUUACAUUUUAUGCUAAAACCGAAGUUAUUUUGUGAUGGGAGUAACAGCAUCUUGUGUCUUCUGUGAUCCACCUCGGGGCUUAAGUACUGCAGCAGACAUUAACUGACAGAAACCUGCCAAGUGACCCAGCAGCAGCAGCGUUCAUUUUUAAGAACCCAGAUGAGAACUUGUGUGAUCUGACCUGAUAGAGGAGGUUCUGCUGUAGCUAAAAGAGGCGUUUCUAAAAUGCAGAAAGCUAAGUAAGGAAUGGCGUGUUGAGCUCAGCAGGAGUGUGAAGAAUCGCCUUUCAUUCCAUUACUGAGACGGCCUGUUCUUGUGCAGUUCCGAGGUUUCACAGCUUUAAUUUACAUUGCUGCAUUGAUCAUUGAGUUCUAUAGCAUGGAGCUGAUUGGUAAACUUCAAAGGGAUGUACUGUUUAUAAAUCUAAACUUAUUCCAGAUGUGUUUUGCUUGAUAAAUCUGCCUGAGCUGAGCUCAUCUUUAUACACAAGUGGACUCCAUUCAGCUAUUUACGUCAUAUUCUUUAUGGGAUCACUGAUUUUUCACCUUUUUGUUGGUAUUUGAAAGAUCAGUGGAAUUUUGUCCUUGGAGUAAUGACAAUUUAAACCAAUUAAAGUCGCCGGGAUUCUAUUUUGUAACAAUAGGGAGAAGUCCAAAGGGCCCAAGUACUUUUAGUAGUCACUGGGUUCUGUCAAACGUCGCUGGUUUCUUGUUUGAAUUUGAUUGCAUGGGCCUCAACGUUGCAUUUUUGUAUGUUCUUUUAGGAAUCAUCUUGAAUGUCAAUACCAUGUUUUGUUUUCUAUUCUAUUUGUAAUACAGAGACAUCAAGAGGGGUUCUGAUGAAUUUGUAUGACCUCCCUAAUAAAAAUGGCUUUGCAGAGAGCGGG
Molecule: messenger RNA, 5176 nt
Organism: Polypterus senegalus (gray bichir)
Lineage: Eukaryota; Metazoa; Chordata; Cladistia; Polypteriformes; Polypteridae
Product: NADP-dependent malic enzyme, mitochondrial-like
Exons: 15
Coding region: 178-2013 (611 amino acids)
Biological process (GO): pyruvate metabolic process; malate metabolic process
Cellular component (GO): mitochondrion
Molecular function (GO): malate dehydrogenase (decarboxylating) (NADP+) activity; malate dehydrogenase (decarboxylating) (NAD+) activity; NAD binding
Source: RefSeq, a predicted model, not a curated record